Messenger RNA from Tricharina praecox, 1191 nucleotides. RefSeq names its product acyl transferase/acyl hydrolase/lysophospholipase. Gene Ontology annotation, molecular function: [acyl-carrier-protein] S-malonyltransferase activity. Lineage: Eukaryota; Fungi; Ascomycota; Pezizomycetes; Pezizales; Pyronemataceae. Gene Ontology annotation, cellular component: mitochondrion. The transcript is spliced from 2 exons. Bases 1 to 1191 code for a protein of 396 amino acids. The record is from RefSeq and is a predicted model, not a curated record. Gene Ontology annotation, biological process: fatty acid biosynthetic process.
AUGCCGCCAACUCUCCAUCUUCGGCUACCGCCACCGCCCCUGAAGUGCCUCUUCAACUUGCGUAGCCAACGCCAUGCCGUGCGGCACUCCUCGACUGCUGCGUCCACGCCCCCACCGUCGCGACGGCGGCCGAAAACUGCCAUGUUCUUUCCAGGCCAGGGCACGCAGAAAGUCGGGAUGCUGACGCCACUGCUGUCGGCGUUUCCGCGCACGGUAAAGCCGCUGUUCGAGCUCCUGGACGACACGCUGCCGCCGGCGGACGGGCAAGCGCCGCUAUCGCGGAUCAUUGCCGAGGGGCCCAACGAGGUCAUCACCGCGACGGAAAACGCGCAGCCCGCGAUCCUGUUCACGUCGAUCGUGAUCCUGCGGAUCCUUGAGCAGGAGUUCAACCUCUCGCCGCGCGCGCAGACAGACUUCUUUCUCGGACACUCGCUGGGUGAGUUCACGUCGCUGGUGGCUGCGGGCGUGUUGAAGCUCGAGGAGGUGCUGCGGCUUGUAAGGCGGCGCGGAGAGGUCAUGCGGGACUGCGCGAUCCGCGCGUCGAUACCGGAGAUGGAGGGCGGGCCAGGCGAAACGGGAAUGGUCGCGCUGCUGGUCGAGCAGAAGUACCUUCCCGGGUUAAUUGCGAGCGUUGAUAGCUUCAUGCACUCGGAGACGCUGCCGAAUGAUGAGUUCCUGAGCAUUGCGAAUAUCAACUCGUCCACGCAGAUCGUCCUCAGCGGCCACUUGAAGGCGAUCAAUAUGUGCAUCUGCCACAUUCGGAAGUUUUCUGGACAUGACCCGCGCGCGCUGCGUCUUAAUGUCUCGGCCCCGUUCCAUUCGAUGGUUAUGGCGCCUGCUGUCCCGGUCGUCGCGAGGAUGCUGCAGGAGAUGGAGGUCGUCUUCCCCCCGCCGGAUGGGGCGGAGGUGAUCGCUAAUGUUACUGCAAAACCUUACGAGUCCGCCGAGCAGUUGAGGCAGCAGCUGGCGAUGCAGUGCACAGCGACCGUCAAGUGGGCGGAGAGCAUCAAGUAUCUCGAUCUCGAGCGGGACGUGGCGCGGUGGAUCGGGAUUGGGCCGGGUAAGGUGGGGCGGAACUUGGUGGGUCGCGAGGUUCGGGGCGGCAUGAAAAGAGUCGUUGGCGUCGAAGGUAAUGACGCCAAGAACCUUGAGGAUGCCGUGAAGGCGCUUGAGAGGAUGGAUGUCGAUUAG